Prosopis cineraria is the source of this 2368-nucleotide messenger RNA. Its product is annotated as scarecrow-like protein 11. The annotation marks the transcript as partial. Gene Ontology annotation, molecular function: DNA-binding transcription factor activity; sequence-specific DNA binding. The record is from RefSeq and is a predicted model, not a curated record. The transcript has a single exon. Gene Ontology annotation, cellular component: nucleus. NCBI's taxonomy places the organism in Eukaryota, Viridiplantae, Streptophyta, Magnoliopsida, Fabales, Fabaceae. Gene Ontology annotation, biological process: regulation of DNA-templated transcription.
UUUUUUAAAAGUCAAACUUGUUCUCUGGUUCUCGUUCAACUGGUAUCUAUGGAUGCUCUUCUGGAGAAUUUUCCCGGUGCCGUAAAUGGAUUCAGAUUUGAAAAUGGUCAUAUUUCAGAAUUUCCAAUUCAGAAUCCCAUAAACGGGUUUACAUAUGAUGAUAAAGCCGACUUUUCGUCCUUCAUUCAAACCAAUUCAGAAUUUCAUGGUGAGUCGGGUCAUUCUUCUAGCACGAGCACGAACGAAGAAUCGGCGGACAGUAACAAAUAUUCCAAUCCAGCUCUCAGAUUCAUCAGUGAAAUCCUCUUGGAUGAAGAAGACGACCUGGAGCGCAAGCCCUGCAUGUUACAAGACUGCUUAGCUCUCCAGGCUGCUGAAAAAUCUUUCUACGAUGCCCUCGGUCGUAGUUACCCCACUUCUCCUCAUCAAAUCUCUAAUUGCUUCCAUGGUGAAAACACUGAUAGCCCAGAUGAUCAAAACUUCUUCCCUACCCAUAGUUUCGAGAGCAGCGGCAGCUAUACCACUGAUAAUACAUCUGACUCCGAAUGGGUGAACGGUGUCGUUAAUUCCUCAGAAAACGUCCUCGAUAUUUCAGAUGUGCCUCCCGAUCUAUAUGGGGGGAUCCUUGAUCAGAGUAAUCUGCAGAUGAAUCUAGGGGAUUCCCUGCGCAACUCAGGAUCCAGAGGAACAAGGGAAAAGAGAACCCUUUGGGUGGGUGAUUCUAUAAACGAAGAAGAGGGCAGAGGCAGCAAACUUUCUGCUGUCAGUUCGGAUGAUUCAGAGCCGACGGAAAUGUUUGAUGAAGUACUUCUUUGUAAUCUCAGAACUACCCAGUCCUCGUCAUGUGGCCCUGGAUCAUCUCAAAAUGGCACAUUCCACCUGAAUGUCGACUCUGGAGGAUCAAACGGGAAGGCGACGCGUUCAAAGAAAGGGUCUAACAAAGGGACAGCAGUAGAUUUGUGGACUCUACUAACCCAAUGUGCCCAAGCUGUUGCAAGCUUUGACCAAAGGAAUGCCAACGAGCUUCUCAAGCAGAUCAGGCUGCACUGUUCCCCUUUUGGCGAUGGGAUCGAACGCUUAGCUCAUUACUUUGCCAAUGGUCUUGAGACGCGUUUGGCUGCUGGGACACCAUCAUAUAACCCCCUUGAUUGCGAUGGAGCAACUGCUGCUGAGAUGUUGAAAGCUUACAAGCUAUACAUCACAACAUCUCCUUUCCUCAGGAUUUCAAAUUUCUUGGCUAACAGAACAAUUCUGAAUCUGGUAGAAGGUGAAAAUAACCUUCACAUCAUUGAUUUUGGCAUCUGCUAUGGUUUUCAAUGGCCCUGCCUUAUCCAGCGUCUUUCGGAAAGACAAGGCGGCCCUCCCAAGCUUCGUAUGACUGGGAUUGAGUUCCCUCAAUCAGGGUUUCGGCCAGCAGAGAGGAUUGAGGAGACAGGACGAAGGUUAGCAAACUACUGCAGGAGGUUCAACGUCCCUUUCGAAUACAAAUGCUUGGCACAAAAAUGGGAAACCAUCCGACUGGAGGAUCUCAAGAUCGACAGGACCGAGAUAACUGUGGUUAACUGUUUGUACAGAUUGAAGAACCUGCCUGAUGAAACUGUGUCCGCAAACAGUCCAAGAGAUGCUGUUUUGAAGCUGAUAAGGAAGAUAAACCCGAAUAUGUUCAUACAUGGGGUUGUCAAUGGCACCUACAAUGCCCCAUUUUUCGUGACUCGGUUCAGGGAGGCUCUGUUCCACUUCUCAUCUUUGUUUGACAUGUUCGAGGCGAAUGUGCCCCGGGAAGAUCCAGAGAGGUUGUGGUUUGAGAAGGGGAUCUUUGGAAGGGACGCCAUGAAUGUUAUCGCGUGCGAGGGGGCAGAAAGGGUUGAGCGGCCAGAGACUUACAAGCAGUGGCAGAUUAGGAAUCGUAGAGCUGGGUUCAAGCAACUCCGUAUGGACGCACAAAUCUUUAAUAAAGCUCAAGAAAUGGUAAAGACGGAAUAUCACAAGGACUUUGCCGUGGAUGAGGAUAGCAGGUGGGUUUUACAGGGAUGGAAAGGGCGUAUCAUUCAUGCUCUUUCUAUCUGGAAACCUGCUUAAGGCAGUCGCCAAAGAGAAUCGCAAUACGCUCUUGACCGGUUUUUCCUCCGUCCAUUGAAGCUUGUAGUAGAUAGUGUUUUAUUGGUCCCUAGCUAGUGUAAGCAUUCUCUUAGCGUGCAACGAUUUGUCGGGAAGCUUAGCAAACAUACAUCUGUCAUUGACUUUCCUGAUGGAGUAUUACCGAUGUAAAAAGUAAUAUUAUUCAGACGCGCUGUUAUCACAAAUACGAUCUCUGUAAAAAAAUAGCCUAGUUUGUACAUCACGUGUGGUAUGUGCUUUGUUGCUCUUA